ACGAACAGCAAGGAACGCUACCGCUCUUGAACGUCUCCCUCACAGGACGUUUGAACGUAUGGCGACGCCUUGACUGCGUUGUGUUCAUCAGAGUCUGAGAAUGAAGGUCGUUGUGCUGGGAGCCACUGGGCAGACUGGACAGUAUCUGGUGAACCAAGCGCUUCAGCAGGGUCACAUGGUCACCGCCAUCGUUAGAAACCCAGGAAAACUCACCGUGCAUCAUGACAAUCUCAAGGUGGUAGAAGCAGAUCUUUUCUCAGCAGACAGUCUGAAGACUCAUUUCAAAGAACAGGAUGUGAUCAUGUCCUGCCUCGGGUUCCCAGCCUCCAUCUUCUCAGCGGUGACAGGAUACACCCUGUCCAUGAACGCCAUAGUCAGCGCCAUGCGAGAGAACCAAGUCAACAGGAUCAUCACCAUGACCUCCUGGUACACUGAGCCCAACUCUGGAGCUCAGUCACCUUUUCUCAUCCGGUUCCUCCUGCUGCCGAUGAUCCGAAGUGUCCUCACCAACAUGCACGAGAUGGAGCAGCUCCUGCAGAAGACUGAGGACAUCAACUGGACUGUUGUUCGCCCUCCUGGUCUCAGGAACCUGCCUGCCUCAGCUCAAGAGUUUUUGACCCAUGAGGGAUACUUUGUGCCCGACAGCAAUGGUUAUCCUGCAGGCAGCGCAGUGGGACGAGGAGAUGUGGCUCGCUUCAUGCUCUCUCUGCUCAGCAGCAAUGCCUGGGUCAAGAAGGGUGUUGCCAUGACUACCAAAUAAAACAUUCAAAUGUUUGAAUGCUGUGAGGACCGCAAACAAAAUUCACAUCACUUUCACUGUGCUGUGGCGACAGCAGAAAUGACAGAAAUCAUUAUCUUGAAACACAUACAAAUAAAACCCAAACUAUCUUCAUGGUUAAUCCCACCAGAGCUACAAGUGUUCUUUUUAAAUUGAGGUGAACUGGUUUUUUAAAAACAUACAAUUUAUUUUUGCCUUCAGAGUCUUCCACUGGAUGUAGCCUAAUCUGUAUGAUGAAUGUCUUUUUAUUAAGUCUUGUUUUACAUUUUGUUGUUUUCACAUGUUUUGAAACCUUUAUCAGUUAGUGUGCCUUUUAAUUGUGUUGGUGUUACUUAAUACUAAUGAGGGUGCAGUGCACAUACAUGCUGCAGUACACAAAUUCAGCCACACGGGGGCAGUGUGCCAUAUCUGGUAGCAGUAAGAGAAAGCUGGAAUUUCCAACAGUUACAUUUGCUUUUGCUUAAAGCUACUGGUGGAUGUCUCAGAUGUAUAUGUUGCACUAUGUGUUCAUAUGACCUUUCUGUACUCAAGUGUGUUCUGUGUCAGGUUUGUAAAACAAACAUAUAAUAAUGAACCUGAUGAAUGAGUA
Scatophagus argus is the source of this 1367-nucleotide messenger RNA. RefSeq lists its product as uncharacterized. The transcript has 5 exons. Lineage: Eukaryota; Metazoa; Chordata; Actinopteri; Scatophagidae. The record is from RefSeq and is a predicted model, not a curated record. Bases 101 to 760 code for a protein of 219 amino acids.